This is a messenger RNA of Lodderomyces orthopsilosis Co 90-125, 954 nucleotides long. RefSeq lists its product as uncharacterized. Gene Ontology annotation, biological process: regulation of DNA-templated transcription. The record is from RefSeq and is a predicted model, not a curated record. Lineage: Eukaryota; Fungi; Ascomycota; Pichiomycetes; Serinales; Debaryomycetaceae. Gene Ontology annotation, cellular component: nucleus; Rpd3L-Expanded complex; Rpd3L complex. The transcript has a single exon. Bases 1 to 954 code for a protein of 317 amino acids.
AUGGAUCAAGAGGAAGUCGAAAUAUAUGCGUCUCAUCAGCUUCAAAAUUCAUUCUUGUCUACCAUAGAUCAUCUUCCGUGCGAUGUAGUACGGUCACUUUGGUUGAUUCAAUCAUGCAAUAUUAAAAUUGACAAACUCAAACAAGAGUUGAACAAUCUGCUACAGAAAUAUCAAGCAACGGAGAGCUUACCGCAGGAGGAGAUUGUUCGGAUAUAUGAAUUAAAGCAAAGUAUACGACAUUUAUUUAAUGAAACGAUACAAGAAGGAAAAACACUAAAUAAUCAAAUGAUUAUUCACAAGUUACAUCUAGAAGAUGAGAUCAAUCAAUUGCAAACAAUCAAAGAAAAGCAGGUGAUAAAAGUGGAUGUUGAGGAGUCACAAGAGCAACUUCGUAAACAGUUGAGGCAACAUUAUAAAGACCAGCCCUUGGUCUCACAGGUUGAGGCAGUUGAGCAACAAAAACAUUCCCAGAAGGAACAAAAAAGAGCAUCAGCUAAAUCCGGUAUCAAGUUGGUAUUGAGGAUACCGAAACAGGAUAAGGUUUUUAAGCCAAAGGGUAAGCAUGUGGUGAAAAAGAGCAGUACUCAAUUGAAGUCAAAGCCAAUUAAUGCGACUGUUGCAAAGAAGGAGAAGAAACGUAUACGAAAAGAGGAGAUUUUGCCACAGAUGGACCAAGCUGAAGAGGAAGAGGAAGAGGAAGAGGAUAAUAAACGGUACUGUUUUUGUCAGCAGCCAUCUCUUGGCGAUAUGAUUGCAUGUGAUAAUGAAACAUCGUGUCCCAAUGGAGAAUGGUUCCAUUAUAAAUGCGUUGGGUUGUUGAACCGUGUUGACGCUUUAAAGUAUACAACUGGUAAAAUACCGUGGUACUGCUCAGACGGUUGUAGAAAAGUGGGUGAAGCUGAGAAGGCAAGGCAGCAAGAGAUGAAGAAACGCAAGAGAAGACGCAAGUGGUAA